GAACGUCCAACCUUACAGGUGAGUUUAGUCAACAUAACCGUCAUUGUCAUUAAAAGCUUCACAUUGCAUUGGAAGGUGUGGACAUCAUCAACAGGAAGUGGACAUGUGACCUUAUUAUCAGCGCUCAACCUAACAGACAACACAGGAAGACAAGCCAACAUUUGAAAACACUGCCGCUACUUUAGAACGGCACCAUGAAGAUCGCAUCUUUUAACAUCAAACGUCUGGGCCCGACCAAGCUGUCAAACGCAAACGUUGUAAAAUAUCUCAUAAAGAUUUUCUCUCGCUAUGAUAUGAUCGUAAUUCUUGAAGUGGUGGACAAAUCAGGAAAAUCCAUCGAGAAGUUUCUGAGGGAGCUGAACAGCACGGGAGCCAAUAAGAAACGUCCUUUCAGUAUGAUCGGGAGCUCCAGACUGGGCCGAACUCUUUAUAAGGAGCAGUUUGUCUGCUUUUACAGAAAAGAUGAAGCUGAACUGGUUGACACUUACCAAUAUGAGGACAAUCAGGAGGGCGAUGAAGACGCAUUCUCACGUGAACCUUUCAUUCUGCGCUUCUGUUGUAAACACACAGUGCUAAAGGAUUUAGUGCUGAUUCCCGUUCACACAAAGCCAAAAGACUCCGGGAAGGAACUAGACGAACUGUACGAUGUGUUUCUGCAUGUUAAGGACAAAUGGAAGACGGAUAAUGUCAUGAUCCUCGGCGACUUCAAUGCAGACGGCGCGUAUGUCUCCAAGAAAAAGAUGAAGGGCAUCAGAAUCCGCAGCGACCCAGAUUUUCAUUGGCUGAUUGGGGAUGAUGUCGACACUACAGCCAGUCUGUCCAACGAUCACACCUACGACAGAAUCGUGGUGUAUAAAAACGACAUGUUGCAAGCUGUUGUGCCAAGAUCCGCAAAACCCUUCAACUUCCAAAUAGCUUACAAACUAUCUGAGGAAAUGGCUCUAGACAUCAGUGAUCAUUAUCCUGUGGAGGUGACUCUGAAAAAGAAGUCAACAGCAAAGCAGUCAGCAGCAGGGACUAGCAGCAAACCCAAAACAAAGAAGCGCAAAGCAUGAUGGGAUAUCCCUGCUGUUAAUUUCUUUAGAAAUGACUGAUCUCAUCACUCUAGUUAAGGAGAGAUACUACCUCUUAAUUAGGAAAACCAGGAUGUAACAUUUCAUUUAAAUUUAACUGUGAAAUUUUAAAAGCGUUUGUGAUAAUUUUCAAUUUGCACUUCUAUGAAUUUGUGUUUUUAAUUGUAUUAAAACAAAACCCAAAACAAUA
Molecule: messenger RNA, 1263 nt
Organism: Triplophysa dalaica
Lineage: Eukaryota; Metazoa; Chordata; Actinopteri; Cypriniformes; Nemacheilidae
Gene: dnase1l4.2
Product: deoxyribonuclease 1 like 4, tandem duplicate 2
Exons: 10
Coding region: 195-1055 (286 amino acids)
Biological process (GO): DNA catabolic process
Cellular component (GO): nucleus
Molecular function (GO): DNA nuclease activity
Source: RefSeq, a predicted model, not a curated record